Molecule: messenger RNA, 759 nt
Organism: Xylaria bambusicola
Lineage: Eukaryota; Fungi; Ascomycota; Sordariomycetes; Xylariales; Xylariaceae
Exons: 5
Coding region: 1-759 (252 amino acids)
Source: RefSeq, a predicted model, not a curated record
AUGCUUUGGACACCCGAGCCUGGUACACAGACUACAUUGACCAUCUUGGUCAUCGUCUUUCUAGUCCUCAACUACAUCGGCGUGGGUCUACGUGUUUUCGUGCGCGUUGUCAUCAACAAAUCAUUCAGUUACGAUGAUUGGGCCAUGUUAGCUAGUCUGGCUGGGUAUAGCGGGAUGUGCGCGACUCUACUAUCGGCAAUGAUUUAUGGAUUUGGUGCGAAGAACCCACAACCUUGGUACGAUCUGAUCAAGGCGGCACAGUCUAUGUUUGCAUUCCAGCUCGUGUACGUAGUAGCAGCAUAUCUGUGCAAAGUCAGCGUUGCCUUGGUGUUACUGCGUAUCUCCGGUACCGAGAAAAGGAGUCCUAUUCGCUUGGUUCUCAUUGGGUCGAUUAUCGUCGUCACCAUCUUCUCAGUCGCGACUUUCCUUGCCCUCGCUCUUCAAUGCCGGCCUGUAACUCUCAAUUGGGGUAUUGGCAAAGGCGAGUGCGUUGCACCGCAUGUUAUUACGGACAUUGCCUACGCCUUUUCAGCUUCCGAUAUUGCAAGCAACUGGCUCUACGCAACUUUACCGAUUGUGAUGCUCUGGAAUGUAAAGCUUACACUCCGAGUUAAGCUCUCUGUCAUUUUCCUUCUAGGGUUCUCGUUCACAAGCAGCAUUGCCACACUCGUACGCCUCAAGUACGUCGUCGAUCUUGGCUCACUAGGCUCGACCGAUCCUGGUCUGCCUUUAAGGCUCUUGGAUUCGAUUAUCUGGUAA